CUAUAAUCUGGAGGCCAGUUUGGGAUGGGAAGAUCCACAUAAAUGAGCUUUUUCUUAAAAAGUUGAACAAGAAUUGACUGAAAAUAAGCAUGGACACGUUUUUAAAGGCACCAUGUGUGAUCGAAUAAUAACUUGAUUUAUUAUUUGGUAGAACUAUCGGUUUUCGUAUCUAAACCAAGCCCGGUUGGAGUUAGGGGCUUGGCCACUGCAGUUUGUUUACAUUGACUUUGCUGCAUUCUUUCAAUCGAGAUAAACAGUCAAACAGUAUUUUGGUAUGGAAGACAUUUUUACUCAGGUGCGAGAAGGAAAUGCAUUUCACGUGCGAGUUUGGCUUGAUAACACAGAAAAUGAUCUGAAUCAGGGUGAUGACCAUAGAUUUAGUUUGCUGCAUUGGGCAGCACGGGAAGGAAGGACCAACAUAGUGGACAUGCUGAUUGCCAGAGGUGCUAGAAUUAAUGCCACUAACAUGGGAGAUGACACAGCCUUACAUCUGGCAGCAAGCCAUGGACAUAGGGAUAUAGUAAUGAUGUUACUACACAACAAGGCCAACAUAAAUGCUGUCAAUGAGCAUGGUAAUACACCACUUCAUUAUGCUGCUUUCUGGGGAAAAGAUCAGAUUGCAGAGGAUCUGGUAAAUAAUGGUGCUAUAGUUGGUAUUUGUAAUAAAUUCAAUGAAAGUCCUCUGGAAAAGGCCAAACCAAAACUGGGAAGCAUGCUCAAAGAGCGAGCUCUACAGCUAGGUCAAGAUCUACAGAAAAUACCUUUCAAAGACAGGAGUUGGCUUGGCUAUAAAACAAGAAGCACUGCAAAAUUUUUCCUGUCAUAUUGUGGAGAUGCUCUUCUUUCAAGACAUACUGGUAUAGAUAUCAAACAGUUAAACCUCAGUAAUCAGGUAGCAGUCACUCAUUCAGGGGAGAUGUACAGAGGCCAGUGGGAAGGGAAUGACAUUGUAGCUAAAAUACUCAGUAUUAGAGAAUGUACUCUUAGAAUGUCCAGAGAUUUCCAAGAGGAAAUUCCUAGACUUAGAAUCUUCAACCACCCAAAUGUUCUACCUGUAUUAGCUUGCUGUAACCAACCACCAGAUCUAGUAGUCAUUAGCCAGUUCAUGCCUUAUGGCUCAUUGUUUAAUGUAUUACAUGGAGAAACAGGUAUAGUAGUAGAUCAGAAUCAAGCCUUGAGAUUUGCUAUAGACAUAGCUAGAGGGAUGGAGUUCUUACACACACUAGAACCAAUGAUUCCUGACCUUGUUAUAACCAGCAAACAUAUUAUGAUUGAUGAGGAUUUGGCUAAGAUAAAUAUUGACGAUCCUAAAUACUACAGAAAUACUGACGGAGUCGUUAAUGGGAUUGAUGAAGACUUGUCUGCCAGAAUCAAUAUGGCUGACUAUAAAUUCUCCUUUCAUGAGAAAGGCAAAUUAUUCUCUCCAGCUUGGAUGGCACCAGAAGCUCUUACACGUAAACCUGCAGAAAUAAAUCAAAGAGCAGCUGAUAUGUGGUGUUUUGCAGUGUUACUAUGGGAACUUGAGACUAGAGAGGUUCCACAUGCAGAUCUGACACCUAUGGAAUGUGGAAUGAAGAUUGCAAUGGAAGGCUUACGUCUGACAAUACCUCCAGGAAUCUCAUCACAUAUGUCACGUCUGGUGAAAAUCUGUAUGAACGAAGAACCAGGCAAGAGACCAAAGUUUGACAUGAUUAUACCAAUUCUGGAAAAACUCAAGCAGAAAUAAUAAUAUACGAACAAAAUGGCUGAAAAUAGUAGCUAUUGUGAGAGUAUUGAUAUUUCUGAAGGAAAGAAAGAUUUGAAAUGAAUAUCCAGCUUCAAUUAUUCAAUGAAGUUUUACUCCCAAUAAAAAGAUGGAAUUUAAAACAUGUAUUCAGAAUAUACAACCAAAAUUUCUAAAACCUAUAUGAACUAUCACAAAUAGACAAACUUUGAACUAAAUAUUCAAUUUGAUUUUAACAAACCAUACGAUAGAUAUAAAACUGCACAAUGUAUAAUUUGAGUCACAUUUUGUCUUUAAGAUAAUUUUCAGAUAUUUACAUUUCAGUAAAUUUAGAACCAUUCAGACAGACACAUUGUUUUGAUUGUUAAAUAUACUUUAUAAUAAUUGACUUGUAAUAGACAAUGAAUAUGGUAUUGCUUGAAAGUGAAAUUGACUGCAAGUGAAAUGUUUUAAAAUUCUGCAUUCUUUGCAUGGAAAAUACAGGAAAAUAACAUUUAAGGAUGUACUUAGGUGAGGUUUUGAAAUUUGUGUCAAAUGUUCGGACUCCUUCGUUUUUUUCCAUACAAUACAAUGUAAAAUAUUUUGCCCCAUAACACCCAUUUAUUUUUUCAUAGAAGACAAAAUAGGUCGUGAAAGGUCACUUACCAAAAUUUUAGAAGAUUCUUAAUUUUCUUUCUUUUGUUUUGAGACCCAAUAAUACCAAUGCAAAUAUAAGGUAAAAGUCAGAGUCAGCCUUUUCCCGCCAUAUUUUAAUUCUCAAAUAUCUCGAAAAGGAGGUCCAUGACCUAUCAAUAUUUUUAGCUUAUCUUUAUCCUUAAUUGGUGCUCUAUCAGCUUAUAGCAUCAAUUUUAAUUUCUUAAUUUCUGAAUUUUUACCUAUCCUCACCUAAGUACAUCCUUAAUAAUAACAUAGCUUAAAUUUUUAUGUCAAGAUGUUUAACAUUGUAUUGUGUUAAUAAUUGUCUUUCUGUAAAACACUAAAAUUCUGGAAAAUGGAAUCUAGUAAUGAAUAUUUGUAGUUUGACGAUCUCAUCUUUAAUUAGUUGUUAUAUUUGAAAUUAGACUUAUUGUCUUUAAAAAUUGCAUGAAAUUGCAUGAAAUGACACAAAAGAGUGUCUAUAAAAUAAAUGAUAGUAAAUUUUAUGAUAUGACAUUAAUAUUUUUUUUACAUUGUUUAUUUAAAAAUUGGAUUGAAUAUUUUUUAUAUUUGAUUAAUAUAUAUAACUAUACUUUCCAUAUUCUAUGAAGUAGAAUUGAUUUCUACUUAAAUUUGAACAUCACAGACCAUAAAAUGGUUUCACAAAUGAAAAAGUAUAAAAUUUCUCAUGUGUUUUGUAACUUUUAAGAUAACAUCUCAUUGUUUUUAUCGAUGUGAUGCUUUAUUGAUGAAGUAUUGAUAAUUUUUGUUAAUGAACCGUUAACGUUAUAUGCUUUUUUGAAUGUUGAUAAAAAUUAGAAGUUUAGUUACCUACAUGUUAUUCAGAUGUUAUCAACAAGUAGCCUAAAAACUAAAUCAUAGAUAUAGGAAGAUGUUUUUAAAUUUACCUGAGCUGCUAUUUCAGUUUUAUAAUCAUGUUUUAUUUUGCACUGAAGAAUUGAACACAAGAAGAAAAUCUAUCCUUUUAUUAUGAAAAAUGAUGUAAACUGCCAAAGAAACGGGUCAUAAUACUGGUGUGGAAAUACCAUUGAUGUGUUAAUGUUUUACUUUCUCACGAUUGGUCAAGACAACAGUCUAGAACUGUUAAAGAUAUGAACUCUAUUCAACAACUCAAUUUGCCUUUGGUGAAACAUUUCUCUUUUUCUAAAUUGAAAAUGUUUGACAUAUUAGCAUAUAACCUUUUUUGAAUACUGCAAACAUCAGGCUGUGCUGCAACCUCUCUCCACAGCACUACCCAGCGCUUUGAUAAAGUUGUUGAAUAUAUAUUUGAGGGUUUCCUAGACUAAAAUAAAGUGCCAUACAAAAGUCUACGGAAAAUCCAGGGAAUAAUAUACUGGUGCUUAAUUUUAUGUAAAAUAUAUGAAUAUAUUAUACAAUUUAUAUUUAUGUAUGUGUAUGUAUUGUAUAAGUGAUGUUUUAUUAAUGGUAUUGGUUUACAUAUGUAAGCAUAUAGGCAAGUCCAACAAGGUUUUAUUUUUUUAGAUUUUCAAAUAGGAAUUUUUAGCCAAAUAUUAAAGAAAAAAAAGAGAAAAAAACCAUAACAUAUAUUGACUAAAAUCACAACCCUGCCAUCAAGUGAAAAAAAACCAAAGACAACUACUUUGUUAUGUGCUAAAUAAUACAAAAGAUAUAUUUAAAAUCUAUUUGAAUGUGGUUUUGUACAUUUUCAAGGCAAAUAGGAAAGAUAUUCCACAUUGAUUUUAAACUUAAAAAUGUAAGAAGAAAAAAACAUUUUUUAUGGCCUUCAGAAUAUUUAGAUCUGUUAAAAAGUAUGUUUCUAUGUCUGUCCUUUUUAAUCAGAUAAUAUAACAAUUGAUAUAUGCUAUUAUUCUGUUAUUUCUAAAAGAACUCUAUAUAUUUAUAUAGAUUAAAUGUUACAAUUCAAAUAAAUUCAAGCUGAGAGAAAAUCCUUCCCUUUAAAGAAUUACAGCAACCAAAAUUAAAUACAUCUUCAAAUUACAUUAUUGCUACAUAUUUAUCAGUUAUGUAAGUAAAAACUAUCUUAAUGUUAUAUCUUUUAUGAUUCCUUGUGUUAAAAGUACACUUCCAAAUUAAAUUUUCAAUGUUAAAGGGAGAUAACUUAAAUUAACCAUAUCCAUAAAUUGUUAUCUCCCUUUUAUGAAAACAUUAUGGGUAAUAAAUUUCACUGCCAUAAAUUUUGUCAACUGUAACUUAUUUCUUGUUAACUUUUUUCUUGUUCAGUGUAUUUUUUCAUUAUUUUACAAAUGUCUUCCAUUAGCAUUUUGCACUUUUUGAAACUUUACCAUUGUUGAACUUUUAGUUUUCUACUUACAUUACUUAGAUUUUCAAACAUUUCUAUAACAGAUGUUUAUAAUUCACAAUUUUGAAUACUUAUUAAUUUGUACUGCUUUGGUGUUUUAAAUGAAAAUGUGUAUGCAAUGCACCCAAUGCAGCUCUAAAUCCUGUUGAUUGUAAAAAAAUGAGUUAUGAUAAAUUCAAAAGAUGAUCCAAUAUUUGAUUUUAAAAAAUCAAGAAAGUGCCUCUUUAAUGUGAUAUAUUGAAAAACUUGAUCGUUCUAAUGUAAUAUAAUUUUUUUUAUUACUGCUUUCUUUCAUACUAUGCAACUGUUAUUUCAUAUAUCUCGCAACUAGCCAGAAAGACUUUUGAAGAAUGUUGUGGAUAUAUAUUGUUAUCUCAUGAAAAUUCUAUGAGUAGAAAUAUUUUAAACAGUUAUUGAAAUCUGCUUAAAUUAAGCAUUUGUAUAAAUCAUUGAUUAUUGCCCUUUAAAUGCUAUUAUAGUUCAUAGAAAAUAAAUAUUAUACAUUUUGUAUGAAGCUUUAUACAAAAUGUACUUCAGUCAAUGCUUUUACACCCCAAUGAAGGUACAAAAAGAAGCAUUCAAUUCUUAAAUGCAGAAUAAUUUUUAACAGUUUAUAUUAUAAACCAUGCCAUAUGAGUUUUUUUGAUAUGUGUUUUUUGUGACGUGGAUAGAUAAGAAAAGGAGACAAACUAUAAAUAGUAUGCUUUACUGUGUUAUAGGACGUAUUAUGAUUAGCAUUUAUUGUUAUUUGAUAUGUGUUAUGAUAAUAAUAAAAAAUACAUGCUUA
This is a messenger RNA of Mytilus trossulus (common blue mussel), 5448 nucleotides long. RefSeq names its product integrin-linked protein kinase-like. The record is from RefSeq and is a predicted model, not a curated record. The coding region runs from base 275 to 1726 and encodes 483 amino acids. The transcript is spliced from 14 exons. Gene Ontology annotation, molecular function: protein kinase activity; protein binding; ATP binding. Gene Ontology annotation, biological process: signal transduction; protein phosphorylation. NCBI's taxonomy places the organism in Eukaryota, Metazoa, Mollusca, Bivalvia, Mytilida, Mytilidae. Gene Ontology annotation, cellular component: cytoplasm.